Maudiozyma saulgeensis is the source of this 711-nucleotide messenger RNA. The record is from the annotation of a GenBank genome assembly. Lineage: Eukaryota; Fungi; Ascomycota; Saccharomycetes; Saccharomycetales; Saccharomycetaceae.
AUGAAACGAUUUGGUGUAUCGGCAUUUGAUGCCAAUAAAGAUACUUAUGAAUCAUCUACUUUACAACGACAAUCAAAAGAAUACGAACAACAAUUGAAAUUAUUUCAAGAUAAAUUAAUUCAAUUUGCAAAAGAACAUAAUAAUGAAUUAGGAGAAAAUCAUGAAUUUAAAUUAAAAUUUAUGAAAAUGUGUAAUUCUAUUGGUAUUGAUCCAUUAAAUUUAUUUGAUAAGGAUCGUCAUUUAUUUAGUGUUGAUGAUUAUUAUUAUGAAAUUUGUGUUAAAUUAAUUCAAAUUUGUAGAGAAAUUAAAGAUAUUAAUGGUGGAAUUGUUUCAUUAAAUGAAUUACAAAAAGUUUAUUUCGUAGGAUCAAAUGUAACAAUUAAUGAUAUUGAAAAAUCCGUUAAAAUGCUCUCAAAUUUAGAUGGUGGUUUUGAAAUUUUUCAAAUUAGAGAUCAUUUAAAAUUUUUAAGAAGUGUACCAAAUGAGUUAACUUUCGAUCAAACAAAAGUUUUAGAAGUUUGUUCUGUAAUGGGUUAUGCAAGUAUUAAUUUAUUGCAUAUUAAUUUAAAUUGGGAAAAAAUUAGAUGUAAAGCAACUUUAGAUGAAAUGAUUGCUAAUGGUUUGUUAUGGAUAGAUAAUCAAUGUGGCGGUAAAGAAAUUUUAUAUUGGGACCCAUCUUGGAUAACUAAAUCUGUUGAUAUUCAAACGUGA